Molecule: messenger RNA, 2104 nt
Organism: Ochotona princeps (American pika)
Lineage: Eukaryota; Metazoa; Chordata; Mammalia; Lagomorpha; Ochotonidae
Gene: CLDN8
Product: claudin 8
Exons: 1
Coding region: 196-873 (225 amino acids)
Biological process (GO): cell adhesion; bicellular tight junction assembly
Cellular component (GO): plasma membrane; bicellular tight junction
Molecular function (GO): structural molecule activity
Source: RefSeq, a predicted model, not a curated record
CGGUAGGGGAGGGGGUGUGGUGGAUACCGCAGCCGGCCAACACUGGAUUUAAUCUGCUAGAAGCAGCAAAGCAGCUCUUAUUUGAAAAGCUACUGGGUUCUGAGUUUGGAACUGUGGAGAACUUUCCUCUCCUCAGGCACAGAGACAGCUGCUUCUGAACAACAGCUGUCAUACAAAAACCCAUUCCAGUGGACAAUGGCUACCUACAUCCUGCAAAUCGUUGGCCUGGUGUUUGGUGGUAUUGGCAUGGUGGGCACACUGGCUGUCACCAUCAUGCCUCAGUGGCGAGUGUCUGCCUUCAUUGAAAGCAACAUUGUGGUUUUUGAAAACCGCUGGGAAGGCCUGUGGAUGAGCUGCAUGAGGCAAGCUAACAUCAGGAUGCAGUGCAAAAUCUACGAUUCCCUGCUGGCUCUUUCUCCGGAUCUACAGGCGGCUAGAGGGCUGAUGUGUGCUGCCUCUGUGUUGUGCUUCCUGGCUUUCAUGACAGCCAUCACUGGGAUGAAGUGCACCAGGUGCAUUGGGGACGAUGAGAAGGUGAAAGGUCACAUCCUGCUAACGACCGGAAUCAUCUUCAUCGUCACAGGUAUCUUGGUACUCAUCCCAGUGAGCUGGGUUGCCCAUGCCAUCAUCAGAGAUUUCUACAACCCUAUAGUGAAUGUGGCCCAGAAACGUGAGCUUGGAGAAGCCCUCUACAUAGGCUGGACCACCUCCCUAGUGCUGAUUGCUGGAGGGACAUUAUUCUGCUGUGGAUUUUGCUGUGCUGAGAAGAGCAGUAGCUACAGAUACUCAAUACCUUCCCAUCGCACAACCCAAAAAAGUUAUCACAUGGAAAAGAAGUCACCGAGUGUCUACUCCAAAAGUCAGUACGUGUAGUUGUGUAUGUUUUUUUUUUUUAACUUUACCUAUCAUGCCAUGCAAAUGACUUGGAUGCCCACUAUUUUAUAAUCAUGGGGCUCAAUGGAACAUUGAUUUGUUUUUUUUAACUGCUGAACAUUAACUACAGGAACUACACAUCAGCUGUUUGUGAUUUUAUAAGCUAUUCCAGCAGAAUGAGAUAUUGAACAUACCAUUUGGAUUGUUUAAGGACAUCUGGUAAUUUGUUUGCUGAAAUGUUUCAUGCGUCUAUUCCUUUUAUCGGUUAUUUCAAAAUGACAUUGUUAAAGACUGUAUUGUUUUAUAACUGUAAUAUCUCCAUGUCAUAGCAUUAUGUACCUGAAUGAACAUGACAUUUAUUUCUCAUGUAAAUAGAGACAGGCUUAUAUGGUUUUAUUUAAAAUGAAAUACAUAUCCAUUACACUGAAUAAAUAGAACUCAGUGAUUGCUUUUUGGCAGAAUCAGAGAUAGACUUGGAGAGGUUCAUAUUAAUUGUUUAAAGACAGCUUAGGGAUUAAUACACUAUUUAUAGCGAAGGUUCAAAUGAAGACUGCAGUCAACAGUGAAAAGGGAACUAAAUGGCUUGUCUCAUAUCCUGUUUUUCAGAUUAGAACUUUAGAAACCCUCUCUCCCUUAUCCUCUCCCUAGAGACCUUCAUUUUCCCAUGUAUCAAAUUAAUAUCAUUUAAAAGGCAGAUUUUCUGCAAGAGGCCUUAUUUCCAAGCUAUUUAUAAGGACUUAUUAAGAAGAAAGAUUAAACUGACAUGGCAAAAUAGUCAUAAUUCUAAGAAAGUGAAUUUUUUCCUCUUAAUGCCUUGUUUCUGGAGAGAAAUGCUGAUUGACAAAAAUCAUGUAUAUAUGAGAAUAUUUGAACAAGCAUUUGAAUAUAGACUUAAAGCUUUUGGCAAUAUAAAUACCAUUACAGAAAGACAACAUGCUUUAAUUCUCCCCCAACUCCUCCCCAAAAAGUUCCAAAAAUGUUACAGCUUGAGAACUGCACUGUGCAUAGUUGGGUUGAAGUCAAAAUUGCACUUCUGUCGAAGAUAAUUUUCUGUCAAAAAUAAAUUUCCUAUUUGUUCUAUUUUAGUUCAGGCUUAUUAAACUGUGAAAUACUAUAGCUUUCUGUUUCCUCCAAACUUGAUGAAAUGGAUAAUCCAAUUUGGAAGUAUGUAUCUAUUUUUGUCUAGCUUAAAUAACUAUGUACAUUAUAAGCUUUGUCUUGUAUUUAUAAA